Kwoniella botswanensis is the source of this 1095-nucleotide messenger RNA. RefSeq lists its product as uncharacterized. The transcript has 7 exons. Gene Ontology annotation, biological process: translational initiation. Gene Ontology annotation, cellular component: cytosol. The record is from RefSeq and is a predicted model, not a curated record. NCBI's taxonomy places the organism in Eukaryota, Fungi, Basidiomycota, Tremellomycetes, Tremellales, Cryptococcaceae. Bases 1 to 1095 code for a protein of 364 amino acids. Gene Ontology annotation, molecular function: protein-folding chaperone binding.
AUGGUAAAUAACACUGAAUAUUACAAGAUACUAGGAGUCUCUAAGGAUGCUUCAGAAGCCGAGAUAAAAAAGGCCUACAGAAAAGAGUCGUUAAAAUGGCAUCCUGAUAAGAACCCGGGAGACAAGCGUGCGGCUGCUGAAGAGAAGUUUAAGAAAAUUGGUGAAGCUUAUGAAGUUCUAUCGGAUCCUAACAAGAAAGAGAUAUACGACCAGUUAGGUGAAGAAGGCCUCAAAGGAGGUGCUGGACCAGGAGGAGGAGGAGGUUUCGGCGGUGGUUUCCCUGGUGGAGGAGGUGGUGGAUUCUCAUUCCACGCUACGGAUCCUAACGAUAUUUUCAAUGCAUUCUUCUCUUCAUCAGGCGGCGGAGGGGGUAUGGAAGACCUAUUCGGCGGCAUGGGCGGCGGUGGCGGUAGGGGAGGUCCAAGGAUGAGAUCAUCUCGUAUGGGAGGUGGAAUGGGUGGAAUGGGUGGUAUGGGUGGUAUGGGUGGUAUGCCAGGUGGAUUCGGAGGAGAACCACAUUCAUCAAAACCUCCACCACCCCCUGGAGAAAUCACCAAGCCACUUGCUCUAACUCUCGAAGAACUGUAUAAGGGAGGAACGAAACGGUUGAAAAUCACUAGACAUCUCCAGACAGGUGGUCAAGAGGAGAAGAUAUUGGAGGUUGCGUACAAAGCGGGUUGGAAGAAGGGUACGAAGAUUAAAUUUGCUGGGGCGGGUAAUGAGGAUGAAUAUGGACAAUCACAAACUGUUUCUUUCAUCGUUGAAGAGAAACCCCAUAAUCGAUUUGAGAGAGUAGACGACGACCUGAUAAUCAAAUUGAACAUUACCUUAUCUCAAGCCUUGUUAGGUCCAGAAGGUGGUGGAGCUAUAACGAAAGAAGUUGAACAAUUGGAUGGUAGACGUAUAACCGUAUCUACUCCUGAAGGUCAAAUCGUUCAACCAGGUCAAGAAACUCGAAUUCCAGGUGAAGGUAUGCCAGUAUCUAAAGUCGGUUCAGCCAAGAAGAAAGGUGAUUUGAUAGUCCGAUGGAAUGUGGUUUUCCCAACUAGGAUAACACCUGAACAGAAAAAGGAAUUGAGAAAGGUCCUUAAUUAG